UUUAAGUACCUGAUCUCAACUAACUGACACCCUUUUAUUUCAGUGAGGAUAGAUCCAAUGUUUAAAUGUCUAAAAGAAGAUUAUUUAAAAUAUACAUGUAUGAUCUUCUUAUAACUCUAAACCGAACCAAAUGUUUUGUCAUGUCUUGCAUAAUCUACACAAUUGAACCUCCUGUAUUAUCAACGUAUCUGUUAGUAAUGUGACUCGGUUUAGAAAUCGAUUUUACGCAGACCAUGGUGAACUGACAUUCAGCAAGAGCAGACGUUCAACACCUGGUGCACUACUCUGCCAUCUUGGGAAUAUUAGUUGUCAUGAUUUAUCGAAGUGAGGAUGGAUCCAAUAGUUAAACGUCUAAAAGAAGAUUAUUUAACAUGUGUGAUCUGCUUUGAACUCUAUAACGAACCAAAGGUUUUGUCAUGUCUUCACACAUUUUGUGAGGUGUGCUUGGAUACAUUGAUACAGAAGUCCUUAGAGAAAAAACAGCUGCUAUGUCCAAUAUGCCGGGAAAUAAUGCCAUUAACAGAACAAUCGGUGCCGGGUUUGAAAACGCACUUCGCAUAUAAAGAUAUGAUUGAAGAAAUAAUAAGAUCCAGAGGAUCGCCAUUGAAAGAAACAUGCUCUUUUUGCAUACUCCAUUCGAAAGAGGUAGAAGCAACGUACAAAUGUUUAACUUGCAUGGAUUUGCUGUGUGAGUUCUGUGCAAAAAACAGGCAUACAUAUACUAGACAAACCGCAAAUCAUAAAGCUGUUCACGUCAGGGACUACUUGACGGCAAAGCACAAAGAGCAAAUCAGUCAUGAGAUGCCCUGCGAUCAACAUCAAGAAAGAUUGCGCUUCUUUUGUCAACAGUGUUCCAUUCCAAUUUGUGGGGAGUGUGCUCUUGUGGAACACAGAUUCCAUGAUUAUGUAUCAUUUGCAGAGGCAAGAGACAUUGUUAAAGAGGAAUUGAAGAAAGUUUUACAAAUCUCGAAAGCAAAACAAGAAAAACGACAAGAAAUUCACACGACUCUGGUAUCUAAGUCGGAGGACAUAUCAACUAAUGAAUCGUUUUUAUUAGACAAAAUUGAUUCAACUUAUAGAGAAAUUGAAUCCAAGUUGAAGAAUCAUCGCCAAAUCGUUGAAGAAGAAAUAAAAAGAAAAUCUAGACAGGAAAGGAAAAACGUUGAUAAUAACAUUCAAGAAAAUUUAGAUAUGCAGGACAAUUUACAAUCAUCAGUCUUGUUUUGUGAAAACAUGCUUUGCAAAGGAAGUGAUACAGAGGUUGUUUUCUUCUUAGAAGAAAUGAAAUCGUGUUUGCUGAAAUGCCCAGAACCAAUGGAGAAAGAAGUUAACAUUUCGCUUCAACGUUUGAAAAUUGAUUUAGAUAGAGAAUAUAAUGUUUUUCAGUUGGAGGAUGUUGUCUUGGAUGGAAACACAUCUGGUGUAAUGACGAAAGAUGUAGACAUGCCUUUAGAAAUAGGCGUCAAAAACACAGUGUCAGAUGAAGCGAGUUUAAAAAACACAAAUGAAAUGAAAGAAAAAAAGGCAACCAAACAAUUGCUGACAGCACACAUUCCCAAAUGUUUGAAAAUGUAUGACCUAUAUGACAGAAAUAGCAUGGAAACACCAAGUUAUACUUGCAUCACAUGGAUUGACAAAACAUCAUUUGCUCUUGCAGAUGAGCACAACCAAACAGUUGUUCUUGUUACAACUAAUUCGAGAAAUCUUCGAACCCAUUCAGUAAAAGAUAUAAAGGCCAUUGCAAAAUUUGGUGAUUUUCUUGGGUGUAAAAUCCAAUCUGGUAAAGUAACCAUUUAUUCCUAUCCAGAUUUUAAGUUAGAAAGAACUUUCAACGGAGCGUACGCUUUAACUUCGCGGUCAUCAGAGUUGAUAUGGAUAACAAAAGACACAAUCGUAAUAUUCAACACAACUGAUAUUCAGGAAAUGAAAAUUUUAGACGAAAAUGGUCGGCGUUUUCAAUUUAUUAUGCCUCUUCAUGCAUGUUGUCUCCCCAAUGAAUCAUUUGCGAUCACAGACACACCUGCUAAAUGUUUGUACCUGCUUGAUAAGAAAGGUCAAAUUUCAUUAAGAUACGUGCAUUCAGGAGGCGUGGGUGCAGUUUCUUGUGAUCGACACAAUCGUAUUUAUAUGGCAUGUUAUGAAACAAAUGGCAUCUGCGUUAUCAACAUACAUGGAGAGUGCAUAAAAAACAUUUCCUUGACCUGUAUUCUACAGAACCCUAGGAGUAUAUCAGUACUCAGUGAGGAAGGAAUUCUUAUUUCUAGUAAAAAGAACGUAGUUCUGAUUGCACUAGAAGAAUGAAUUUUCAAACUUCAUAGGGAACACUUUUAUAAAUAUUGCUCUGAUCCAUAAACAGUUCUACAUACAUGUAGGAGAAAUUGUGUACGUAAUGUGAUUGUUGGCUUAUAUGCUUUGUAUUAAAUGUCAAAAACAAAAAACAAACAAAGCAAAAUCGGCAAACGAAACAAUUAAUCCCCUACUUUGAACUGUGUGACAACUGUUUCUCUAUAUAAUUUACUAUAUACAGUGACAUAAUCGUGAAUUAUUAUGAAGAAUAGAAUGUUUGUACGUGUUUAUGAACAAUAGACUUCAUCCCAAUUAAAGAAAGUUAAUCGCU
Molecule: messenger RNA, 2617 nt
Organism: Ostrea edulis (European flat oyster)
Lineage: Eukaryota; Metazoa; Mollusca; Bivalvia; Ostreida; Ostreidae
Exons: 2
Coding region: 331-2301 (656 amino acids)
Biological process (GO): positive regulation of DNA-templated transcription
Cellular component (GO): nucleoplasm; chromatin
Molecular function (GO): zinc ion binding; ubiquitin-protein transferase activity
Source: RefSeq, a predicted model, not a curated record